AUGAUGAUUGGAGGUAAGAAGCAAAAACAGAGACCAUUAAGAUUAAAAGAUAAAAGAGGACGAUACAUACAACAUGGAGUAGAUAGAGUUUACAUUAGAUCAAAAAAGAAUGAUAAAAAAUUGAUUAGAAAGUUGAUUAGAGAAGCAUUAGAUGAUGAGAGGAAACAACAACAGCAACUCUCUAAAGAAAGCAGCCCUGUAUUGGCUUGGUCAAAUCCAAAUGAAGUUGCCAUGAUCAAAUCAAUACAGGAUGCCAACUUUAGAGAGUCUGUACUCAAGAAUCAACAAGAAUUGGAUAAAGAAACAAAGAAAAAGAUUAUUGAUCUAACAAAAGAUGAUAUUCAAGUAAAACAAGAGAUACCAAUAGUAAAAAAAGAAAAUGAUAGAUUUGAUCAAUUGGAAAAGAGAUUGUCAAUGUUGUUUGAAGCAAAGGAGGAGAAAUUAAAGAGAAGACAAGAAAAAGAUGAUAGAUCAAUGGAAAUACUUUACAAUCAAAAGUUGACAGAAAAGAGAAUACAAGAAUUGGAAGGCAAGUAUGAAAAUACAAGACAAAUAGAUGAACAAUUACAAUCAAUUAUAGAUAUGAACAAUGAAAUGAAAGAAAAGAAUCUUUUGGAAUUGGAAAGAACAAUUCAAGCAAAUCAAGUAAAUCAAGCAAAACAAACAGAACAGCAACAAAAGAUUGGUGGAAGAUCAAAGGUCUUUAUGAUAGAAUAA
Molecule: messenger RNA, 717 nt
Organism: Cavenderia fasciculata
Lineage: Eukaryota; Evosea; Eumycetozoa; Acytosteliales; Cavenderiaceae
Exons: 1
Coding region: 1-717 (238 amino acids)
Source: RefSeq, a predicted model, not a curated record